Messenger RNA from Fundulus heteroclitus (mummichog), 1544 nucleotides. RefSeq names its product alpha/beta hydrolase. Bases 334 to 1428 code for a protein of 364 amino acids. The record is from RefSeq and is a predicted model, not a curated record. NCBI's taxonomy places the organism in Eukaryota, Metazoa, Chordata, Actinopteri, Cyprinodontiformes, Fundulidae. The transcript is spliced from 9 exons.
CGCACGUGCAGAGCCACUUCUCUGUUUGCUCAGUCUCCCCAUCAACUACCCUAUUUUUGCCAAACUUUUUCGUAUUUUUCCGUUCUUUUUUUUUUUUAAAGAAUUCCUCCUUGAGGAUCUUCACAGCCUCAUUAACAUUCACCAGCAGCAUUUUAACUAGAAUGGCCACUCUGUUCCCCUCCGAUCAAUCAGAGGCCCCAUGAAAAAACCACAGCAGUCUGAACGCCAACACCUCUGUCUUAGCUGCUCUUCUGGCGUCGGCGGGACUCGGCAUGUGAUUCCAGACCAGGAGAAGUUCAGAACCCAGGAUUAAGGAGUUGACCAAUCCACAACAUGUGUUGGUGUUUGCCUGUCAUCGUGGGCUUCCUGAUUGUAGGCCUCCUAUACUUGGUCUGUUUUGUGAGCCAGUGGCUCCAUGGCUGGCCAGACAAGCCUGGGUACAAAAAGUACAUAGAAGCUCUAAAUCCAAGGCGGAUAUACCGUUUGACCUUUACCAUGCUGGACCUUCUUAAAUACUUUAAGUACUUGAGACUGUACUUUCAGAUUAAGUCAUGGUACAAAAAUGAAGAGAACAGUAAGCAUUUCAAAAAGGACAUUGUAUAUGGCCGCCGAGGCAACAAGCUGGACCUGUACUAUCCUCCUAAGAUGAAAAGAUUUAGAGAUGAGCUUCCACCUCUGGUGGUGUUUAUCUAUGGUGGUGCAUGGAGCACUGGAGACAGAUCCAUUUACUGUUUACUAGCAAGACAGAUGGUGGAAGAACUGAAUGCAGCUGUCGUUUGUCCAAAUUACUCAAAUUAUCCAAAGGGGAACGUUCUCAUGAUGAUUCAAGAUGUCGCCGACUGUUUGGUUUGGGCUCAAGAGAAUGGACAGAAGUUCAGCUUUGACAAAGACAACAUUGUUUUAGUUGGCCAUUCAGCGGGUGCUCAUUUGGGGGCAAUGGCCACCCUGUUUCUUCUUGACACACGGGAGGAGCUGCUGAUCGAGUCAAAGCAACAGCAGGAGAUUAUACGGUCGUUAAGGGGAGUUAUUGGGCUGAGUGGCGUCUACAGCAUCAUGGACCAUUAUGAGCAUGAGAAGAUGCGAGGAAUUGAAUAUAUGUCUUGUAUGUCAAGAGCCAUGAAUGGGGAGGAAAACUUUCCACGUUACUCACCAGCGCACGUAGUAAAAAGCCUUAAUGGUGACAAGCUGAGUAGAGCGCCCCGGUUUGUUUUGCUCCACAGUGAAAGUGACAUUGUCGUUCCGGUUGAGUCUUCCACAAAGUUCUACAUGCUCCUCUCUUCGCUCUCCGCGAAGGUGUCGCUCCACCUGCUUCCUACCGUCAGCCACACUGACAUAGUCAUUGACCUCAUGCUGUCAAGCAGACGCUUCUACCAUCCCAUCUCCGAAUGUAUCAAACUGGAAUUCAGGAAACUCUUGUUUUUUAGAUAAAUGCUCACACAUAUCAUGGAUGAUAUUAUGCAUUUUGUACAAUAUGUUUUAUUUUGUAUAGUAAAAUUGGUCUCAGUGAUUAUUUAUGCAAAUAAAUAUUAAUGGUAAGAAAAUUA